Messenger RNA from Vombatus ursinus (common wombat), 811 nucleotides. RefSeq names its product inner centromere protein-like. The transcript is spliced from 7 exons. Gene Ontology annotation, biological process: positive regulation of protein serine/threonine kinase activity; meiotic spindle midzone assembly; mitotic cytokinesis. Gene Ontology annotation, molecular function: protein serine/threonine kinase activator activity. The record is from RefSeq and is a predicted model, not a curated record. Gene Ontology annotation, cellular component: nucleus; chromosome passenger complex; meiotic spindle midzone. The coding region runs from base 1 to 687 and encodes 228 amino acids. Lineage: Eukaryota; Metazoa; Chordata; Mammalia; Diprotodontia; Vombatidae.
AUGAGGCGUGAGACAGCAAGAUGGCAGAAGCUCCUCUUUAUUCCUCAGGUCUGGGGUGUGUCCAGGGCAUGCAGGGAGGCACUCAGCCAGUCAGAGGAGAGCCGAGCCAGUCAUGAUUGCUGCGUGUCCACAAAGGAGAGCUCUGAAGAGGAGGUGGAGUGUGCAAGAGAAACCGAGCAGGAGGCACCUGAGGGCACCAGGAGAAUGCCGCGCUCUCAGAACACCAACAAGAUUGCCAUGAGUAGCCCAAGGGCCCAGCCAGAGUCUGGAAGCCAAGCAGAUGGUGACAGUGAGAGCGAGAUGGACCAAAGUGAAGAGCCCUGGGUGCUGCCUGAGAAAGUUGGGUGGAAGAGGAGCUGCAAGCAGGCUGUCAGAGAGCUGGAUGAGAUCGGGGACCACAUGGACGAUGAGGCGCGCACUCCUCCUGGAACCAAGACUCCCUCCUCUGUCUGCCCUCCCAACAAGAUAAGACAGCAGGCGGUGUGGCCCCCGCGGACCUUCCUGCGCACGGUGCAGAAGAACCAGAUGCUCAUGACGCCCACCUCAGCCGGCCGCACCAGCGUCAUAAAGUCGUUCAUCAAGCACAACACUCUGCACCACGUGGGUGCCAAGGUCAGCGUCGGGGCUGGGGGCAGCCAGGAGGGAGCCUUCUUUGCCUGGCGUGUGCCCAGAAGUUCCACAGGAUAGCUGAGCGUGCAGUUUGGGGGUGGCAGCCUUCCCAGGGAGCUGGGGGGUGCAGUGAUCCAAGCAGUGGCCGUAGAUGAGCCAGAGGUCUGGUGUGACUGUAGAGAGGAGGUGGCUUUGACCCUGG